Molecule: messenger RNA, 1676 nt
Organism: Synchiropus splendidus (mandarinfish)
Lineage: Eukaryota; Metazoa; Chordata; Actinopteri; Syngnathiformes; Callionymidae
Product: isocitrate dehydrogenase [NAD] subunit alpha, mitochondrial
Exons: 11
Coding region: 573-1535 (320 amino acids)
Biological process (GO): tricarboxylic acid cycle; isocitrate metabolic process
Cellular component (GO): mitochondrion
Molecular function (GO): magnesium ion binding; NAD binding; isocitrate dehydrogenase (NAD+) activity
Source: RefSeq, a predicted model, not a curated record
AACGUGGGGUCGAACCCGGUGGAAGCAGCUCCGACAGAGUUGGGUCUGGGCUCGGAACCCGGGGCGCGGUUCCCCAGAGUUCGGAACUUUCCAGCUCACGUGGGUUUAGCGUGUAGCCUCCCGCUAGUGCGGCGGUGUCGGUGCCCUUCAGCAGCGUGUCCCGUCCACAAACAUGACCGCACACGAGCCGCUCCGCGCCGGGUUCCGACCGGACGAAGCGGUACAACUCCGUGUUUCACCGCCCACCUGUGGCGCAGGCUGCCUCCCGGCCGAGAUCCGAACCGCACCGGAACCGCCUCCACUCUAACCGAAGUUCGUUUGAGUCACUUUUCACGUUACUGGUUCCGAAAUGGCUCCUUGCUCGCGUCGAAGGUGAAGGAGCGGCCCAGCGUGCGGCGCGGUGAAUGGCUUUUACCGUUCAGUUUUUAACCAACCAACCAAAGUUAUAACGCCGUGUUUCCCGGCUCGUCGCAGCCGCUCACAGGUCUGCACUGUGCUCCGGUUCCAGAGGGAUCCAGACGGUCACCUUGAUCCCGGGAGAUGGAAUCGGACCAGAGAUCUCCACUGCAGUCAUGAAGAUCUUUGACGCGGCAAAGGCGCCGGUCAGGUGGGAGGAGCGGAACGUCACGGCCAUCAAGGGUCCCGGCGGUCGCUGGAUGAUUCCCCCUGACGCUAAAGAGUCAAUGGACCGAAGCAAGAUCGGCCUGAAGGGUCCCCUGAAGACCCCCAUCGCGGCAGGCCACCCGUCCAUGAAUCUGCUCCUGAGGAAGACCUUUGACCUUUACGCCAACGUGCGCCCGUGCGUCUCCAUCGAGGGCUAUAAGACACCAUACACAGACGUGGACCUGGUGACCAUCCGCGAGAACACGGAGGGCGAGUACAGCGGCAUCGAGCAUGUGAUCGUGGACGGGGUGGUCCAGAGCAUCAAGCUGAUCACCGAGGACGCCAGCCGACGCAUCGCGGAGUACGCCUUCCAGUACGCCCGCAACAACCAGAGGACCAGCGUGGUGGCCGUGCACAAGGCCAACAUCAUGAGGAUGUCUGACGGGCUGUUCCUGAGGAAGUGUCGCGAGGUGGCGGAGGACUUCAAGGAUAUCAAGUUCACCGAGAUGUACCUGGACACCGUCUGCCUGAACAUGGUUCAAGACCCCACUCAGUUUGACGUGCUGGUCAUGCCCAACCUGUACGGAGACAUUCUGAGCGACCUGUGCGCCGGCCUGAUCGGCGGACUGGGCGUCACUCCCAGCGGGAACAUCGGCGCCAACGGAGUGGCCAUCUUCGAGUCGGUUCACGGCACCGCCCCCGACAUCGCCGGCAUGGACCUGGCCAACCCCACCGCGCUGCUCCUCAGCGCCGUCAUGAUGCUGCGUCACAUGGGCCUGCACCAGCAUGGCGACAGGAUCCAGACGGCCUGUUUCGACACCAUCCGGGACAAGAAGGUCUUGACCAAGGAUUUGGGGGGAAAUUCCAAAUGUUCAGAGUUCACCGAUGAGAUCUGCCGUCGGGUUCAAGACCUGGACUUGAACCCUCAGUGAUCCUCGUGGGACGGAUGGGCUGUAACGCACAAAUGUCACAUGACCCAGUGUGUUUGGAGAUUUCUAUUUUGAUAACCAAAGUAAACAAAGUAUUUAUUGUUUCUACUGCUGACGUGUCGACCAAUAGAAGCUGCCACUGAA